AUGGCGGAAGAGCAGCAGGAAUCAUCACAGAAAGAGAUGGAGGGAGUGAACUGCCUCGCGUAUGACGAGGCCAUCAUUGCACAGCAGGAUAGAAUUCAACAGGAGAUAGCCAACAGUAACCCGUUAGUGUCGGAAAGAAAGGAACUGACCGUGCUGCAGAGGGAGUACUCUGAGGAUGACACGGUUUAUCAGCUUAAGAUCAAGGACUUGUACAAAAAAUACUCAUACAUCCGUAAGACCAGACCGGACGGAAAUUGUUUCUACAGAGCCUUUGGCUUUGCGCAUCUCGAGUCUCUACUAGAUGACAGCAAAGAACUGCAAAAGUUCAAAGCCGUGGCCGCUAAAAGCAAACUGGAUCUGGUGAAUGAGGGAUUCACCGAGUUCACCAUCGAAGACUUCCAUCACACUUUCAUGGACCUGAUCGACCUGUGUGAAAAGCAGCACAGCUUGAAGGAGCUGCUGAGAUCCUUCAACGACCAGAACGUGUCGGACUACGUGGUGGUGUAUUUGCGACUGCUCACCUCGGGCUACCUGCAGCGGAAUCACGGUUUCUUUGAGCACUUCAUCGAGGGAGGGCGCUCCGUCAAGGAGUUUUGUCAGCAGGAGGUGGAGCCCAUGUCCAGGGAAAGCGACCACAUUCACAUCAUCGCCUUAGCCCAGGCCCUGAACUUAUCCAUCCAUGUGGAGUACAUGGAUAGAGGAGAGGGAGGAACUGUCAAUCAUCACAUCUUCCCCGAAGGCGGCGACCCACGCAUCUUCCUUCUCUACAGACCGGGCCAUUACGACAUCCUGUACAAAUAG
This is a messenger RNA of Nerophis lumbriciformis (worm pipefish), 801 nucleotides long. The record is from RefSeq and is a predicted model, not a curated record. Lineage: Eukaryota; Metazoa; Chordata; Actinopteri; Syngnathiformes; Syngnathidae.